AUGGGCCAGGUUGACGUGUUGCCUACCUAUCAAUUCAGGAUAAACGCUCUCUCCGUGCGCGGUUGCUCAUACAGAUUCGCAAAUAGCACGAGCCAGCUGCCUCUUUACCAGAUCACGACAUCUGACACAUCAUACGGAAGGAAAGCUUCGCGAAGUCCUUCGCCCGCUUCAACUAUGAGGAGCGAUAUCAAGGCUCAGUCGCCGCAUUAUGAUAAACGAGAAGAUGAGAGUCCUUCUGGGGACAAGACCGCUUCACUUGUACGACAACAACGUGAAGUUUCGAAUCUGGAACUCUUUUACGACCUUUUCUUUACGGCGAAUUUGACGGUUUUUACUGCGGUGCAUGAGGUUAGGGAUUCGGAGACGCUGAAGCAGUACGUGGGGUUCUUUUGCAUAUUGUGGUUCACUUGGUAUCAAGUUAGUCUAUAUGAUGUUCGUUUUGCAUCCGACUCGCUGUUUGAGCGAAUUGCCAAAGCUGUGCAGUUUUUGGUUAUGAUUGGGUUUGCGGUCGUGGGGCCCAAGUAUAAUGUGGGUGGUGCGAAGGAACAAGCUGAAGAUGAUGCUGAGGGGACGACUUCAGAGGGGUAUUUCAAAUCUUUGUCGAUAUACCUCAUGAUCAGCCGGAUGAUGUUAGUGUUCCAGUACAUUCAAUACAUCUGGCUCAAUCGACGGAAUAAGCAAGCAUAUUUGCCCAUAUCGCUCAUCACUGCGACUUAUUUCGUUGCUGCUAUGGCCUAUUUUGGAUUGAUCUGGACUUUUCGGAGCGUCGAAGAGGAACAUCAUACCUACAGAGCUUGGUACGCUAUCGCCAUCAUCGAGACUGUCAUCGCCACGACCAUCUCGUCUGUCUGGCGAAAUAUCAGCUUCAAGGGCACGCACCUGGUGCAGCGCAUGUCACUCUUGACCCUAAUCAUCCUCGGCGAAGGGGUCAUCGCUCUGGCGACAAAAUCUCAACGCAUCGUGCAAUCGGAAGGUGCUCUGGAGUUCACUGCAUCGACUGUCGCAAACAUCUUCUGCGCAGUCCUGAUCCUCUACUUCAUCUACAUGCUCUACUUCGACGCCCUAGUCGAAGACGAACACAUUGGUACAAUAAUCCAACAAGUCUGGUCAAUCCUGCACUUCCCCCUCCACGUCGCCCUCGUCCUCAGCGUCGAAGGCCUCGCCCAAUGCAUAACCUGGCGCGCCGCCGUCGUCCGCGGCAACAUCUUCACAAACCAAUACAUGCAAUGGCAAUCCAUGGUCAACGAAGGCGCCUACUCCGAAGUCGGCCUCCAAGUCAACGAAACAGCCCACUACCUCAUCUACCGCGGCCUCCUCACCUCCCGCGACCUCUCCGAAACCCUCGAAAUGCUCUCAUACGACCUCAACAACGCGGCAAACGCCUCCGCCAUCAUCUCCAACGGCAACGAACACCCUUCCCUCGCGAAAGACGCCUUGUAUUGGAUUUAUUUCACCCUCUACAAAACAAUCUACAACAUCGCCGGUUUCGACUCCCCGGUUCAACGCACAAGUCUCGAAUCCGCCUUAUCCCCCUCUCCCGCAAACGAAACCAACCCUUCAGGCGUCGACUCCGAAAAAGUCGAUUUCGGCUCCCUUUCGACUUUCACAGACGUCCUCCAAUCUACUCAAACCACAGCUGGAGUUUUCAACCUCACUUACGUAUACUUCUUCACCUCUAUCGGCUUAGUCAUUAUCCUAUGUAUGAGAAUUGGAGAGUAG
This is a messenger RNA of Cercospora beticola, 1719 nucleotides long. The record is from RefSeq and is a predicted model, not a curated record. NCBI's taxonomy places the organism in Eukaryota, Fungi, Ascomycota, Dothideomycetes, Mycosphaerellales, Mycosphaerellaceae.